AGCUAGAAUGGAGUGAUUUUUAAUUUGUAUAUAUGUACAUAGAUAUGUAUAAAUGACAGUCAGAUAACACUACCUUGGCAUUAAUUUUAAGCAUAAUACACUAGAAAUAUAAUUUGAUGUGACUGUGAGUUUUAAAAGACUGAUAACAGAACAGCUCUUAGGAAAAUUAAAGGCCUUCUUUCACACUGGCAUAAAUCAGGAAUAAAUUCCUUGUAACCAAGCGUUACCCUGUUGUAGGCUUAAUGCAAAGGAAUUGGGCCCCACAGCACCAAAUGGUUAUUCUGUAACACAAUCAAGCACCAGGAACUGCAUUUUCCCCUUCUUAAAAAAGGACAAUGUUAUUUUUUUAGGCAGUUAACAUUUAAAGGUCAUUGUUACGGGAAGGAAACAUUUCUUGUACUAAGUUCAGUGAAGUUGGUAGAAACGGCGCAGUCUGUUCCUUUAUGGACUUCGCUUUACAACACCAUAUGGAGGCGUGUGAAAGACACUCUGAAGCUCGGUGAUAUUGUACAACACAACAGCAAAGGCAAGGCAGAGAUCUGACAGAAUAACUGCUCGGGCUUCAGAGGCAUUUGUCAGUAACAGCUGUUGUAUCUCCGUCUUUCUUGUUAUUCAAGUGGGAUUCGUCUAGGCAAUAAUGCUUUCCAGCCAACGGAAUAAUACCCCGUGAUGAGAACUGAUCUCCCGAGCACAGGAGGUCUUCGAAAAAGAGCACAACUCCAGAUAUUUCUGCAGAUUGGCUAAAGACUAUCUCUGCGGACCUCUCUCUCAUUGCAACGAAUGGCCUCGCGAACACUUUGGUGUCACUGGUUACCUGGUGUCCCCCCGGUGGUCCCCCAGCCCCUUGUGCCCAGAAGCAGAGCCUCCCUUCAGUCUGCAAUCAAUAACAGGGCUGCGCGCUCGCCCUUUGUACCCGCCGGCAGCCAGAACACAAAGUCUUGCUCUAACAGUGCCAGACAUCACCAUUUCCUAGAAUAAAUUAUCUGGGGCAAUCGGGUUUCGUUGUACAAACAAACCAGGGGUUUGGUUACACUGUAACUGAGACACUGGAAAAAGGACGGGGUUGGGGGGGUUAGAAGAAAAUUGGCUGUCAGGAAAUCGCUGAGCAGAUUCAGAGCUUUGAAGAUAAAUAUUUUUUCACUAAAAUAUUAUCUGAUAUGUUAUUUGGUUAUUAAAAAACCCCAGCAGGAUCCAUAACAAUUGAUGGAGGUUUCUCCGCUUAUUUGUUUAUAGGUGAGUAUUCCCUGGAUCAGACAGGCCCCAAUUACAAGGGAUGUUAGUUCCUUAGUUGAUUUCUCAAGGUAGACAUUAACACUGAAGUAAAAGGAUUCCUUUUGUUUAAAGGUAUAGAAAUGCACAAAAAACCAUAGUUCUCCUUUUCUUCUGCUACUGAGACACAUGCUGGCUUUUCAUUAGAAAUGCCACAGCUGUCAACCCCUACUGAGAUAAAGCAAAGAACCUCGUCAUAACAAAAUGGAAAACUGCAAAAAAUAUAAGAUUUUAAACAAAUAAAACUUGAAUAAUGUUUUCCUUUCGCUUCUUGGCACAGGCUGGUUAUUCUGUACAGCAGACUUAAUUCUUUUCCCAAGUAGUAUCCAUAAUCACAAGGGCUAGAAAUAUGUUUUCAAAUGAAAGCUGAAUAUAAUGACAGCACGAGUCCAGAAGCUGGGGAUCUGUGUAAACAGCAAAGUUUUGUGACAGAAUAGUAAGAGUUACCAAGACCAAAUAAUCACAAAAAGAACUGUCAUUUUCAAUUUUUUCAAGGCAAACAAGACUUUGCUAGUUUUAGUUUACAUGCCUUUGUUCAGCCAGGAAGAUCCAUCCUACAAAAGCUCCAUUAAUUUCCAACACAUUAAAAGGAACAACUCUUAGUUUACAAUUUAGAAGAUAAGACUUCAUCUAACAGUAUGUUAUUUAACAUAAUGAAAUCCGCAGGGGAAAUAAAAAGGCAAAGCCUUUGAGGCUUUAUCACACUACAGUAGACUUGCAGACUUCAGAGAUGCUGAUUACAAGACCGUGUUUGUACAAAACCAACACACUAAUUACCCAGAGAGCCUUGAAGUGAGCAGGAAGAUUGCAAGAGUGGAUUAUCAAAUCCUCAGUCUUGACAACACUUGGAGCUGGACCUUGUAAGUAUUUGGGCACCUACUAUGUAGGCAUGUGCUUCAGGAGGCAUUUAGUGGGUGUUGAAAGUCCUGCUUGGCGACAAUAUUCAUUUUUGAGGGUUUAUUCCUUUAAAAAUCACCUGUCACUUUGAAUUUUUUACAUGCAGUUUGAACUUUGGUAUAACGUCUAUGAGAUGUUUUAGGAAAUUGCCACCAGGAUCAUGAUCUCCUUGAUGUUAUAACACAGCAGGCACAAAAACAUGUCAUGAAAAAAGAUUCAAAGCACAAACAUCAUAUAUAAAUAUAUAUCAUACAUAUAAUUAUGUGCCACUUUGAUUUAGCCAUUGCCUGCAAGUGUUUUUCUGUGCAGGAUAUGCUGAUAAAAGCAUCUUAGCAAAACUGUAAUUGGUGAAGUGCACUGCUCACAGCAUUUACAAGGGGCCCACGCCUUCAACAAAACUUAUAGAUAUGGUUAGAUUACAUACAGGCUUAAAUGUAUGGAUGACUUAAGUCUAUAAUUAAAAGUUUGAUUUAAGCUCAGUUUUGUCUUUUAAUGAAAAAUGUCACCCAUGCAACAGCAGACUAGAACCUCAGAAAAAAAGGGAAGAAUUAUCUCCUUUUUAUUAGGAUCAUCCCAUGAAUUAUAUGCACAAAAAGCUCUGUAGACACACCUGAAACUGCACUGUCCAGCAGUCGAAAUUAAACAUGUCUGGGGAAGAAAUAAAAUCCUACUUACUUCUGCCCACUUUAAAAGGGCAGGGAUUAUAUAGGGAAAACUUAAGCUAAAAUAUAUUAUUUUUCAGCCUCUACGACGAUUCAUUUGGCUUAGAACAAGCUACCCAGGCUAAGAUAUUUGCAUUGGGGUGUUUGGAUUGAGUUAUCGUUUCUAUUCUGCAAGUGACAAUACACUCCUGCUAUAGGUCACACAGGAGAGCAGACUGUAAUUAUUUCUGUUUAUAUCAAACAAGGGCUGGUGUAAUAUUUUCGGAGAAUUGAAUGCUGCUAUCACUGUUGCUGGGGUAUUUUGUUUCAAUGACAUUCUCAAUUAUCAGUCUCUAUGCUUUGCCAGUGCCUGUGAACGACAGUCUCUAGUAAAGCUUAUUAAAAAAUAUUGUUUGCUGAAAGGGUACUACAAAAAAUCCAAUUCUUGCACACAGCAUGAGAAAACAUUUAAAAAUCGUUGGCUGAGCAGUUGUGGAAAAUAGUCAGCACCGCAAAGACGUCAGCACCGCGGAAAGAAGGCAGAUAGGGGAACAGGGACACCAACACCAUUGCAUUAGAGCAGAGGCAACGCCACAUAUCCGCACCAUAAAUCCUUUGGGCAGAGAGCUGUUAAUAACCGCUGUGGCACUUCAGGAACUGGUGACACAGCGCGGGAGAGCUGGUGCAGCUCCCCCCUGCAGGUAUUUACAGGCAACAAACCGCCUUUAGGAAAAGUCUGGACGUUCAGGUGGAACUUCACGAAAGGCGACAGGACCAACCACCAUCUGCAGCAGGUGGAAACAUAAAUACAUUGCUGAAACAGAUGCCAUCCAGAGUAAUUUUGGUUCACGCAGAAUUAUUUAGCUGCCAAAAAGGCUUCAUGUCAUCACUCACACAGAACUCAACGCAUCUCUGGGCUUCUGCAGGCCUGAAAUGCACUCACACCGCACCACAGCCAGGGCCGCUGCCGCUGCAGACGCUGCGGUUCACCCUUGGCAGCUGCGCCUUCCCGUUAAAAUCCAAAUAUGUCAGGCAUCGCCUCCUUAAAACCCGCACAGGAACCAAGGAAAGCCUCACAAAUCUCUAUUUAUGUGAAUGGGCUUUGCAUCAAAUCCUAACUGCGGGGAGUCAGUUCUCCCACCCUGAAGUCCCACGGCCGCCAUGGCCCCGAGGGACCCGGCCCGGCGGAAGUGGCGGGCCGCGGGCCGGAAGAGGCGGGGCUUUGUGCGGCGGCGCGGCGGCGGCUGGCGGAUUCGUUUUCAGAAUGACUUCCUUGGAUGACAUGCCCCUGAAUUAUGAAAAGAUGUUUGCUCAUCGAUUUACAUCAGAUGAUGAAGAAUACCAAGAAUAUCUGAAACGCCCUGCAGAUCCCCCUCCUAUAGUUGAAGAAUGGAGAAACAGAUCUGGUGGCAACCAGAGAAACAGAGAUCGGUUUCAAGAUGGUAGAUAUUUCAGAGGGGACAGGUACAACUGGCAAGGUGACUAUAGAUCUAACCAGAGGCCAGAAAGAAGUUGGGGCAAUAACUACCAGCAGCACAGGCAAGGACAGUCAUACUCCUCCCACUACGGACAAUAUGGCUACAACUCCUACAACCCAGGGCCUCGUUACCAUCCCUACUGAUGACGCUUGUAGUUUGAAAGUCCAGUAAUGCUGUGUAACAUAUCCAUUUUCUCCUUUUUUCACAGUUUUAUAGAUAACUGAGGAAUCAGUAUUACAGUCCAUUGCUGAUUAUCUAUAGUUGUGAAUUGAAAAACAGAAUACCUUUUAUGAAUAAAAGUGUAUUAUACAGUUUGUUUAGAGUCUCCAGAUCUUAGAUUAAAUUUCUAUCUCAUAUUCUUUUGUCUGUAUACAUACUAAUACACUUUUCUUCUUGCACUGAUAGUUCUCUGUUACGUUUUAGAAAGCACAACAGGUCAUGGGAAAAAUAGCUGUGGUUUGCAUGCAGCCUGUAGCAGUGGCACAUUCCUGAAGAUAGUUCUUUUUGAGAAUGACAUAGUCUGUCUUUCUUUGCGGUGAAUUUUUAGUUUAGCUUUUGAUAGUGAGGAAAUUUCAGAUGCCUUAAGACUGAGAAGAGAGAUGCUGUUACAAAAAUAUUUUAUGGGCUCAGCCUAGUGUCUUGUUGACUUAACGGCUUCAAUUUACUUGCAGUAUUCCUCUCAAAACACAGUCUCGAAGGUGGAAUAAAAAUUAAGUAGUGUAUCUUAUCACAGUAGUUCAGUAACAUACGAGUUUGACCUGAGAAGUGGUAUCAGACUUAGAUUAUUUUGUAGCAACUCAAAAUAAAUUUGGUGCAUGCAUAACAAAUUUUGGAAUUCCCAUUUCAGUAAAGCUGUAAAGUUUUGAUGGUAAUUGUAAUCAGUUUGUAUGAAAUACUUUGUGCAUGUUCUAGAAGAAAGGAACCCUAAUCAUUACUGUUCUGUACUUUUUUGCAUGAGAAAAUAGCACAAGCACUGCAGAGUGUUAUUCAGUUCUUAGAAUUUAAGUUCUGUGUUUAAGUAUUCGCCCAGUAAAAGCACAGUUCACAGGUAAGGAUGUUUCUGAAUAUUUCUGAAACCUACUUCUGAAACAUUCAGAACUGCAACACUGUCAUGUAGGCUGAGAGCUGCACCAGAAGCAGCACCAACAGAUUAAGUGUUAAUACUGGACAGCUGUUGGCUUAAGUUAGAAGAAUGGCCUGCUCAUCUACAAUCAGGAGGAUGAGACACUUGGUCAUUAAUGAGAAGUCUGGAGCAUUAAUCCAUUAUCUUCCAUUCUACUAUAAUAGGGACAAAGUUCUGUGUUUCACCAUUUACGUGAUAAGCUGAUUUGUUUGAGGAGAGCAGUGCAUUUCUUUGUACUUGACAUUUUCUCCACUAUUGUACAGAAACACAGAGCCAUCCAUGCUGACUGUUGUAAGAGUCAUGAUGUUAUGUGAUAAGGGGUGCAAAUUAGUGCAUCUUGAUUUAAAAACCAAUAAAAGUAAAAGGCAAAA
Columba livia (rock pigeon) is the source of this 5779-nucleotide messenger RNA. It is a transcript of the gene RAMAC, whose product is annotated as RNA guanine-7 methyltransferase activating subunit. The record is from RefSeq and is a predicted model, not a curated record. Bases 3631 to 4428 code for a protein of 265 amino acids. Gene Ontology annotation, biological process: RNA 5'-cap (guanine-N7)-methylation. Lineage: Eukaryota; Metazoa; Chordata; Aves; Columbiformes; Columbidae. Gene Ontology annotation, molecular function: RNA binding. Gene Ontology annotation, cellular component: mRNA capping enzyme complex. The transcript is spliced from 3 exons.